Molecule: messenger RNA, 2742 nt
Organism: Phodopus roborovskii (desert hamster)
Lineage: Eukaryota; Metazoa; Chordata; Mammalia; Rodentia; Cricetidae
Gene: Lmbrd2
Product: LMBR1 domain containing 2
Exons: 18
Coding region: 276-2360 (694 amino acids)
Biological process (GO): adrenergic receptor signaling pathway
Cellular component (GO): membrane
Source: RefSeq, a predicted model, not a curated record
GGGAGAGGAGGCGCAAGCGGAAGUGGGCGGAGCUCAGGCUGACUGGGAAAUGUCAGCCGAUUGACUGGGAACGGGAUUUUCUUUCCCGGGAGCCCACAGGCCUUCGGGUGAGCACCGCCGCGGGCGGUCGCCUCGGGGUGCGGGUCUCUGACCCCGGCAGGUUGCGGCGGACGUGAAGCUUCGCAGUCCCUUCGGCCUGGCGCGACCCUACGUGAACAGAUAUGCUCCAGAACUGUACAUGAAUCACUUUGGCUGGAUAUCGUGAACAUUCAAUAAUGAGUGGUGCAGCUUUAGGACUUGAGAUUGUUUUUGUCUUUUUUCUGGCAUUGUUCCUCCUUCAUCGAUAUGGAGACUUUAAGAAACAGCAUAGACUUGUAAUCAUUGGAACACUGCUUGCUUGGUAUCUCUGCUUUCUUAUUGUCUUCAUCCUGCCACUGGAUGUCAGUACGACAAUAUACAACCGAUGCAGACACGCUGCUGCAAAUUCCAGCCCUCCUGAAAACAACAAUGUUACAGGAGUGUAUGCACCUGUCACCCCAGCUCCAAGACAACAUCCAUGUUUCAAGCCAUGGAGUUACAUUCCGGAUGGGAUCAUGCCAAUUUUCUGGAGGGUAGUUUAUUGGACAUCACAGUUUUUAACUUGGAUUCUGUUACCUUUUAUGCAGUCAUAUGCAAGAUCUGGAGGGUUUUCCAUUACUGGGAAGAUAAAAACAGCCCUGAUUGAGAACGCAAUCUAUUAUGGCACUUACUUGCUGAUAUUUGGAGCAUUUCUAAUUUAUGUGGCUGUAAACCCACGUUUACAUUUAGAAUGGAACCAACUUCAGACUAUUGGCAUAGCUGCUGCUAACACAUGGGGUCUGUUUCUUCUUGUGUUAUUAUUGGGGUAUGGCUUGGUGGAGAUUCCUCGAUCAUACUGGAACGGAGCUAAAAGGGGUUAUCUACUUAUGAAGACUUACUUUAAGGCAGCCAAACUGAUGACAGAGAAAGCAGAUGCAGAAGAGAAUUUGGAGGAUGUAAUGGAGGAGGUUCGUAAGGUAAAUGAAAGCAUUAAGUAUAACCACCCAUUGAGAAAAUGUGUUGAUACAAUACUUAAAAAGUGCCCUACAGAUUAUCAGGAAAAGAUGGGUAGAAAUAUGGAUGAUUAUGAAGAUUUUGAUGAAAAGCGUAAUACCUACCCCAGUGAAAAAAGUUUGGUAAAAUUGCAUAAACAGGUCAUUUAUUCAGUUCAAAGGCACCGAAGAACGCAAGUACAAUGGCAAAUUCUUUUGGAACAGGCAUUCUAUCUAGAAGAUGUAGCCAAAAAUGAAACCAGUGCAACUCAUCAGUUUGUCCACACCUUCCAGUCACCUGAGCCAGAAAACCGAUUUAUCCAAUAUUUUUAUAACCCUACAGUUGAAUGGUACUGGGAAUGCCUGUUACGUCCAUGGUUUCACAGGAUCCUUGCUGUGGUUUUGUCCAUCUUCUCUGUGAUUGUUGUGUGGUCAGAGUGUACCUUCUUUAGCACAACUCCUGUCUUGUCUCUGUUUGCAGUCUUCAUACAGCUGGCAGAAAAAACAUACAACUAUAUUUAUAUUGAGAUUGCUUGCUUCCUUUCCAUCUUCUUCUUAAGUAUCUGUGUUUACUCUACUGUGUUCAGGAUUCGAGUGUUUAAUUACUACUACUUGGCUUCACAUCAUCAGACUGAUGCUUACAGUCUUCUUUUCAGCGGCAUGUUAUUUUGCCGUUUGACUCCCCCUUUAUGUCUUAAUUUCUUGGGAUUGACCCAUAUGGAUUCAUCCAUCUCUCACCAGAAUACCCAGCCAACUGCAUACACAUCUAUCAUGGGUUCCAUGAAAGUUUUAUCCUUUAUUGCAGAUGGAUUCUAUAUAUAUUAUCCUAUGUUGGUGGUAAUUCUCUGCAUUGCUACAUAUUUUAGUUUGGGAACCCGUUGUUUGAAUCUGCUUGGUUUCCAGCAGUUCAUGGGAGAUAAUGAUAUGACAUCAGAUCUAGUUGAUGAAGGAAAAGAACUAAUCAGACGAGAGAAAAGAAAAAGGCAAAGGCAAGAGGAAGGUGAAAAUAGAAGAAGAGAGUGGAAAGAACGUUAUGGACAUAACAGAGAAGAUUCCACUAGAAACAGAAAUGUUCAUCCUGACCCCAAAGAGCCAAAUUUCUCAGAUACUACUACCAAUUGGUCAUCCAAGUACACCAGGGCUAAUAACAGGACUGAAAGAGACCGGAUAGAACUUCUCCAGGAUGCAGAACCUUUGGAUUUUAAUGCAGAGACAUUCACUGAUGACUCUCUGGAACCUGAAUCAGGAAGAUAUCAACCUGGUGGACGCUAUCUCUCCAUGUCUUCCAGCAUAAUAUUUGAAGAUAUCUAAAGACUGAAGAAAUUCAUGGCUCAAGUAACCAAGGUCAUCACAUCAGCUCAGCCUUUAUGAACAUCUUUGUGCCCUACAAUUCUCUGUUCUCUCUGUGAAUAGUAAGGAUAACAAAAAAUGGCAUGGCAAAUGGAUCACAUCUUAAUAUUAGGUUAUUGUUUGUUGACUAGAGUAUCAUCUUUUCUGGUAGGAUUUAUUAUAAACCAUCUAAAGUGUCUGCCUUAGAAGGAUUCAAUUCAUGAUAAGCAUAGAACAUGGUUGGUUUCAAGUUAAUUUUUUUUUCAAGAGAGUUAUUUUAAAGUUCAAGGAAAUCAUAAGUCAUACUAAAUAUUACAAUUUCAUAGCUAUAAUUUAAAUUUGUUCACUCUACAUUUCCCAAAGA